Corylus avellana is the source of this 2624-nucleotide messenger RNA. NCBI's taxonomy places the organism in Eukaryota, Viridiplantae, Streptophyta, Magnoliopsida, Fagales, Betulaceae. The record is from RefSeq and is a predicted model, not a curated record.
CUUCUUCUACCUCCUACGUAGCCUCCCGUGACAAUCUCGUCUGGUUUUACAGGCCCAAAAGCUCAUGUUCAUCGGCCUUCCUCUCCUCAUGAAUCAUUGAUUUCAUCACCUCUUCAAUUUCAUAUUGUUUGGGUGUCUCUUGUUACAGCCUCAAAAUGAAAAUUUCAUUCCUUUCAUGGCUUUUCUUGAUGCCCAUUUAUUCACUUCUCCUCCACUUUUGUAUCUCUGUGGCAUUUUGUCAAACUCUUGGCGAUCAGCAAUCCUUGAUGCUCCAAUUGAAGAAGAGCCUCCUAUUCAACAGGGAUCGGUCCACAAAACUGGUGCACUGGAAUCAAAGUGUGGAUUGCUGUUUGUGGGAAGGUGUAACCUGCAGCGAUGGGCGUGUUACCAGUCUCGACCUGAGCCGUGAAUCCAUCUCGGGUACACUUGACAAUGCCAGUAGCCUCCUCUUCUCUCUACAGGAUCUCCAAUCUCUUGACUUGAGUUAUAAUUCACUGGAAGGAAGUAUUCCAAUUUCUCUGUUUUCCCUUCCAUCAUUGCUGCAAUUACAACUUUCUAAUAACCAAUUUUCUGGUCAACUCAAUGAAUUUCCAGACGUUUCUUCUUCCUUGCUUGACACCCUUGAUUUGAGUAACAACAACUUGAAAGGGCCAAUACCCAUGUCUGUUUUUGAGCUCAAAGGUCUUAAGAUCCUCUCACUUUCUUCAAACAACUUUACCGGCUCCUUGCAGCCUAAUAUGAUUCAAAAGUUGACAAGUCUUUCAUAUCUUGAUCUUUCAGACAACAGCUUAUCGAUUGAAUAUGAUGAAACUAAUUUUUCGUUAUCCUCCCUUCCCUGGUUAUGGACAUUCAACUUGGCUUCUAACAAGUUGAAAACAUUUCCUGUUUUUUUGAGAAAUCAAUCUGAAUUACUUCAUCUAGACCUUUCUGGCAACGAGAUUCAGGGGGAGAUACCCAGUUGGAUUUGGGGAUUUCGUAAUCUUUACGAAUUGAAUCUUUCUCAUAAUUAUUUGGAGAGUCUAGAUUUGCCUUUACUCAACAUGUCUUUUGUGACUAUCCUAGACCUUCACUCCAAUCAGCUCCAAGGGCAGCUCUCGGUUCUCCCAUCAUAUGCUAAAUACUUGGAUUUUUCGGAGAAUAACUUCAGCUCUGUCAUACCAGCAAGCAUCGGUAACUCCCUUACCUACGCUAAUUUCUUCUCUAUAUCGAGCAAUAAAUUUUAUGGGAGUAUUCCUGGUUCAUUAUGCAAUGCUACAUAUCUUCUUGCUCUAGAUUUGUCUGAUAAUUUACUGAGUGGCCCGGUUCUCCAGUGCUUAAUUGAGAUGAGUCCUAGGGUGUUGAAUCUAAGGAAAAACAAUCUCACUGGCUCAAUUCCUAAUACGUUUCCAAGCAAUUGUGGCUUACUAACUUUAAAUCUCAAUGGAAACCAACUAGAAGGAAAGCUACCUAAUUCUCUAGCCAAUUGCACAUCUUUGGAAAUUUUAGACCUUGGGAACAACAACAUUGAGGAUGCCUUCCCGUGUUACUUGAAGAAGAUAGCCACGAUGGGAGUCCUUAUUUUGCGAUCUAACAAAUUUUACGGGCCCAUUGAUUGCUUAGAGCCUAGUGCCGCUUGGCCAAAUCUUCAAAUUGCGGACCUAGCUUCCAACAAUUUUGUUGGUAAGUUUCAAAUAAAAUCCUUUUCUAGCUGGAAGGCAAUGAUGGAAGAGGAAAAAAUGACUUCUCAGCUCAAUUACCUUCAAUAUGAAGUUUUGUCUUGGGAUAUUUAUUAUCAAAAUAAGGUUACACUUACCUUCAAAGGUCUACAGGCGGAGCUGGUGAAGAUUCUAACUAUCUUCACCUCCAUUGACUUCUCAUGCAACAAUUUUGAGGGGCCUAUACUUGCAGAAAUUGGAGAACUCAAAUCACUAUAUAUCUUCAACCUGUCUCAUAAUUCUUUCGAUGGCCAAAUCCCACAAUCUCUAGGAGAAUUGGCUUAUCUUGAGUCAUUGGACUUAUCAAGCAACAAGCUUACUGGUGAGAUUCCUGUCCAACUUGCAGAUGGUCUUAUUUUCCUAUCAGUCCUUAACCUUUCGUUCAAUCAAUUGGUGGGAAAGAUUCCACAAAUAAAGCAAUUUGCUACAUUCUCAGAAACUUCCUACGAAGGGAAUAUAGGAUUAUGUGAUUUUCCUUUGAAAAAAAAAUGCACACAUGAAGAGUCAGGAUUAUCACCUCCAACGUCUGAAGAAACUCAUUCGAAUUCUGAGAAUGCAAUUGACGGGAUCUUUUUAAGUGCUGAUUUGGGAUAUGUUUUUGGUCUUGCAAUUGUUAUUGGGCCUCUAAUGUUUUGGAAGAAAUGGAGGAUAUGCUUCUAUAAACAUGCUGAUGACAUUUUUUUCAAGAUGUUCCCUCUACAUUAUAUUAAAAUAGAAAAUCGUCCAAGACGAGCACACAGGAAUAAUGGACGGGGAGCACGCAUAAAUCAAGGACGCAGGCAUUAGUGAUUGACAUGAUUAGCAAUGCAAUCAGAUCCGCAAGUGACUUAUGAGACGCUUAUGGGAAGUGGAAGCAAAACUGACCUUUGUUGUCGGACUUGCCUUGAUCACUUUUGUAUGUUUGUUUUUAGCUUUUAUUUUAAGAUUUGA